This is a messenger RNA of Trichoderma gamsii, 1590 nucleotides long. RefSeq lists its product as hypothetical. The coding region runs from base 1 to 1590 and encodes 529 amino acids. Gene Ontology annotation, biological process: amino acid transmembrane transport. NCBI's taxonomy places the organism in Eukaryota, Fungi, Ascomycota, Sordariomycetes, Hypocreales, Hypocreaceae. Gene Ontology annotation, molecular function: L-amino acid transmembrane transporter activity. The record is from RefSeq and is a predicted model, not a curated record. Gene Ontology annotation, cellular component: membrane. The transcript has 3 exons.
AUGUCGGCCAUUAAGAGCCUGUUUAAGACGGGCGCCGAGGAUGUUACCAAACUGAGUCCUCAGCACGCUGGCAGCGAUGAUGCCGCCUCUGUUCAGAAUGGAACUGAAACUCAGUUCGAACACGCUCGAGAGGCCAAGCGCCAAAUCGGUGUCCCCUCAGCCUCCAUGCUCAUCUUCAACCGAAUCAUCGGUACCGGCAUCUUCGCAACUCCUGGCUCCAUCCUCGCCCUGUCCGGCAGCGUGGGCCUGUCCCUCUUCCUCUGGGUCGCCGGCAGCCUCAUCGCCUGGGCCGGCACGGCAGUCUACAUGGAAUGGGGUACCGGUCUUCCCAAGAACGGCGGCGAAAAGAACUACUUGGAAUACGUCUACCGCAAGCCGCGCUUCCUCGUGACGGGCAUGUACACCACCUAUGUCAUUCUCUUGGGCUGGGCGGCUGGUAACUCGGUGGUCUUUGGCGAAUACAUCCUCAACGCGGCGAGAGUCGAGGUUACGGAUUGGAACCAGCGAGGUAUUGCUGUGGCUUGUAUCACAACUGCUUUUCUGAUUCACGGCACUGCGUUGAAGUGGGGACUGCGUCUUCAGAACUUCCUGGGUGUUAUCAAGAUUUGCAUUGUCAUCAUUGUCAUCAUUGCGCCCCUGGCCAAUAUCAAAAAGGUCAAGGAGAUCAACUGCCUUCACAAUGCCUUUGAGGGCACUACCGGUAGUGCCUAUGGUGUCGUCACUUCUCUUUACAACGUCAUCUGGAGUUUCAUCGGCUACAGCAACGCAAACUACGCCCUCAGCGAGACCAAGAACCCGACCCGAACCCUCAGGAUCGCCGCCCCCCUGGCCGUCGGCUCCGUCACAAUCCUCUACAUGCUCGCCAACGUUUCUUACUUUGCUGGCGUGUCUAAGCAGGAGAUUCUCGAAGCCAAGCGCCUUGUUGCCGCCUCGCUCUUCCGAAACAUGUUUGGCGAGAGGGCCGAGAGAGCGCUCUCUGUGUUCGUCGCCCUGUCUGCCUUUGGCAACGUCUUGAGUGUCAUCUUCUCCCAGGGCCGUCUUGUCCAGGAGCUAGGCCGUGAGGGUGUUUUGCCCUUUUCUCGAUUCUUCGCCAGCAACCGGCCCUUCAACGCUCCCUUGGCCGGUCUGUUUGAGCACUGGGCCAUUACCAUGAUUACUAUCCUUGCGCCGCCUGCAGGUGAUGCUUACAACUUUGUUCUCAACCUCAUCUCCUACCCUCUUGCCAUCAUCAACGUCUUCGUCGCCGGUGGUCUUAUCCACCUCUACCGCAACCGAGCCACCUGGAACUGGAACCCUCCUAUCAAGGCCACUUAUCCGGUCGUCAUUUUCUUCCUUCUCAGCAAUGUUUACCUCGUUAUUGCACCUUUCGUGCCUCCUGAAGAUGGCCAGAACGUCUACGAACACCUUCCUUACUGGAUUCACUGCGUUGUUGGCUUCGGUGUCCUCUUUGUCGGUGCUCUUUACUGGCUGCUCUGGGCCAAGGUUAUGCCUUGGGUCGGUAAUUACGAGCUCGUUGAAGAGACUGCCGUCGACCCAAUUGACGGAUGGGAGAGGAGCUACUUUACUACGAGAUCGUUGAAAUCAACAUAA